Drosophila kikkawai is the source of this 811-nucleotide messenger RNA. RefSeq lists its product as uncharacterized. The record is from RefSeq and is a predicted model, not a curated record. Lineage: Eukaryota; Metazoa; Arthropoda; Insecta; Diptera; Drosophilidae.
CUAGACACAGCUCAGUCAGAGCUCUUCCAUUUUAUGUGGUCAGUUGAGCAGUCAACAUCGUUUGGUUCCCAAAAUUUCAAUAAAAAUAUAAAAAAAAUAACGGUGCUAUAUUUUUCGGCUCAAAAUUUAUAAUUCAUGGAUCUUUCGAAGGUCGAGAGGCAGGCACCAGCCGAGGGACAAGGCUCAGAGCCUCCAAACUAUAUGAAGAUAUUGCUGCAGGACAUGAUAUGCUUCUUCGUCCUGCUCUCAUUGGCCCUGCUUGUCGUGGCAGGCAUCCUAUAUGUGGCAGACGAUGUCACCCGGCUCCAUCACCGUCCGCGGGAUUCUGUCAACGGAUCGCGGGCAGUGUCAGUGGAAGAUGCGUCCAAGCAUAUGCAUAUGCAUCGGUACUUACGCCCGGACACAUGGCUUAGGCUUUUUAUGUGCCAGAAACAGCAGGAUACGAGGAUGGUGCAGCAGCAUGAGCGAAAUCAGAGGCAUGAACAGGAACUGCUAGGCGAGGGACAGAGACUAAAGGAAACGGUGGAGCAAGAGGAAAUGGACGAGCAUCAGCCAUUUGGACCUUACGUCGAUUCUACCUAUGAACCCAAUAACCAUCCUGAGCAUAACCAAUUGCAGGCUGGCGGGGAUCAUGUCGUGCGGGAGGAACCUCUUGAUAAUCAAUUGGACUCUGAAACGAAGCCAUCUUUUGAAUUUUUCUGAUUGUUAUACUUGGGAUGUCUUUUCCCUGCCUGCAAUUAUUUGGAGGAAGCCUGCUCUGCGGACCAUUAGGAAAAUGUAAAGUGAAAUAAAUGCCUAAAUUUAUUAUUUA